Molecule: messenger RNA, 972 nt
Organism: Cyprinus carpio (common carp)
Lineage: Eukaryota; Metazoa; Chordata; Actinopteri; Cypriniformes; Cyprinidae
Product: histone H3
Exons: 2
Coding region: 309-965 (218 amino acids)
Cellular component (GO): nucleosome
Molecular function (GO): DNA binding; protein heterodimerization activity; structural constituent of chromatin
Source: RefSeq, a predicted model, not a curated record
AUUACAUUAAACAAUUUUAGUAGGAAACAGGUAAAGUGUGUAUUAGUGUAGAGUGUUUGCUUGAUGCAUAAAUUAAUAAACACAACAAAGCAUUUUGAGCGGGAAAAAAACAUUUCCCCGUUUGAAAAAAAAAAGGUGUGCAGUCAUUGGUUAGCAGUCAUGCGCAGACGUCACACAUCAGCCAAUCAAAAGCCUCUGCACUUUUAUGACGCCAGAAGCUGUGGCUGUAUGAGGCUUUAAAAGCAGGCGCGUAACACAGAGCAGUAUUUUCUACUCGAGCAGAGCAGAGACAGGAACGCAUUUCAACAAUGGCAAGAACCAAGCAGACCGCUCGUAAAUCCACUGGUGGUAAAGCCCCGAGGAAGCAGCUCGCUACUAAAGCCGCCCGGAAGAGCGCCCCAGCCACCGGCGGCGUUAAGAAGCCCCAUCGUUACAGGCCCGGGACCGUGGCUCUCCGAGAGAUCCGCCGCUAUCAGAAGUCCACCGAGCUGCUGAUUCGCAAACUGCCUUUCCAGCGUCUGGUGCGAGAGAUCGCACAGGAUUUCAAGACGGACCUGCGCUUCCAGAGCUCCGCCGUCAUGGCCCUGCAGGAGUCCAGUGAGGCUUAUCUGGUCGGUCUGUUCGAGGACACCAACCUGUGCGCUAUUUUCAAUAUGUCUGGAAGAGGCAAAGGCGGUAAAGGACUCGGGAAAGGAGGCGCUAAGCGUCAUCGUAAAGUGCUGCGUGAUAACAUCCAGGGAAUCACCAAACCCGCCAUUCGUCGUCUCGCUCGCCGCGGCGGAGUAAAGCGCAUUUCCGGUCUGAUCUACGAGGAGACUCGCGGGGUGCUUAAGGUGUUCCUGGAGAACGUGAUCCGCGACGCCGUCACUUACACCGAGCACGCCAAGAGAAAGACCGUCACCGCCAUGGACGUCGUGUACGCGCUCAAACGACAGGGACGCACCUUGUACGGCUUCGGAGGAUAAACGCUGU